CGGGGCCGCUACAUCCGGGCUGCGGCGCCGGGGGCCUCGCGUGACAUUGGGCCUCGGCGGCUGACGGGGGGACGGAGCCUGGGACGGAGCGAGACCUUCGCCUGCGUCCGCUGCCACCAUGUUUCGCGUUAUUGUGACCCACGCCAAGAAGCAUCCCAGUUUGAUUCCUCUGUUUUUGAUUAUUGGAUCUGGAGGCAUUGGUGCCGGCCUGUAUCUCAUGCGUUUGGCAAUGUUCAACCCUGAUGUCUGCUGGGACAAGAAAAAUAAUCCAGAACCAUGGAACAAACUGUCUCCCAGUGACCAGUACAAGUUCUACUCUGUUAAUGUAGACUACAGUAGACUGAAAAAGGAUCGUCCUGACUUCUAAAAAACAAACUCAUCUCCAUGGCUGCACAGAAAGGUCUUCCGGAAGCCGUCCGCACAAUUGUCAUGCUUAAUCAUCCAGGAAAUAAUCAAACUUGCCUCAUGCUGCACUUGGUCACAUGUUCGAAAAUUUUUCAAUGAGGCUUAAUAAAUAUCUGAAACUUGAA
This is a messenger RNA of Cuculus canorus (common cuckoo), 530 nucleotides long. RefSeq names its product NDUFA4 mitochondrial complex associated (gene COXFA4). Bases 119 to 367 code for a protein of 82 amino acids. The record is from RefSeq and is a predicted model, not a curated record. The transcript is spliced from 4 exons. Lineage: Eukaryota; Metazoa; Chordata; Aves; Cuculiformes; Cuculidae.